AUGCGUAUGUACAUGGAAGGCAAGGACGGAAGCAUGUUUCCGUCUUCAUCAUCAUCCGCGCCUGGUCCAACUUUUUGGUUUCACAGCUGCCACGGCCAAGACGCCCGACAGCUUGCGCCGGUAAUUGUCAACAGAUCUGGCUCUGCUACUGUGGCGGAGGCCUUCGCAGCUGAAGCAGAAGCUCCGGAUGCGCUGGGGCUGCGGUGUAACGUCGAAGGUCUAGCCUUAGUCGCAGAAGACGCAGGUGAAGAAUCAGCAACCGUAGUUCCUUCACUCCUAAUGGUCGAAGUGAGCUGGUGUUCGUUCCGAACUGCGUCGGAUCCAGACAUGGCCUUGAUAGCACUGGUGCCGCCAACGCCUGGCUGCGGCAUCAGAGGUACUUCAAUUGCCGGGCUGGCGCAAGCCACAGCAGGUUGGUUCAUAAUUGUACAGGGCUGUGCUGCUCAUGAUUUCGUUGAUAUGCUCAGUGUACGAGGCUGUCUUCGGACAGACUUCGACAAGUCUUUUUCAAUGGCACAUGACGGUGAUUGUGUUAUAGGGGAAGGAGCGUAUGCUACGGUGUACCACAUGAAGGCUCCUUCAGGCCGCGAGGUCGCAGUGAAGCAGAUGAACCACACUUCAGAUCUGGAGUCGAUAGAGCGCGAGGUUGCUGCGCUCGUCCAGCUGCAGGGUGAUAACAUCAUUGGCUUCCGAGGGGUGUUUUGGAAAACAGAGACGGAACAAAUCCGAUUCUACAACAUUUUUGACUUGGCACCUGGCGGUGAUCUGCUGUAUAAGGUGCUCAAGUCGGGUGGGAUGACUGAGGCAGCUGCCAGACCUUUGUUCAUAGGCAUCCUUCGCGGUUUGAAACACAUACAUGAUCAUGACAUUGUUCACAGAGACGUCAAGACUGAGAACAUUUUACUGCAAUCUGGUGGCGUUCCCAUGCUGGCUGACUUCGGGUUAGCUUGCAAAAUCACAGAUGAGCAGCAGAUGUCCAGACGAUGCGGUUCUGCAGGGUUCGUGGCACCGGAAGUCUGCUUGGGUACGCCAUACGAUUGCAAAGUAGACAACUUUGGAGCUGGUGUCAUACUUUAUUUCAUGCUGAGCCGGGAGAUGCCCUUCAGCAGUCCAGAUCGGGACUCUGCUGCGACAAUGCGAAAAACUGUUAAGUGUAGCUUGCACCUUCAGCGGCCUCCCUUUGAUUCCAUGACCAGUCGCUUGCGAAACAUUCUCAGGCAGUUGAUAUGCAAGAGCCAAGAAGACAGACUAACAGCGGCAUCUGCAUUGGAGCACUCCUGGAUUGCUGGGAAGUCCGACAAGUCUGGCAGCAGCUCUUCAAGCAAAAAGAAGGAAAAGGUAAUGGGGGAAGUUCCUGUGCCUUUGGAUCCUUCUCCAGAAGAGCCCACGCUUGCUGAUGCUAGCGAAGCUCAGCAAGGGCAUCCUGCUGCCCCAGGAGGUCCACAAAAUGACGUGCUGUAG
Molecule: messenger RNA, 1461 nt
Organism: Symbiodinium pilosum
Lineage: Eukaryota; Dinophyceae; Suessiales; Symbiodiniaceae
Source: the annotation of a GenBank genome assembly